UCACCUGAGGACAUUAAAAAGGCGUAUUGGAAACAGGCACUUAAAUGGCAUCCGGACAAAAAUCCUGAAAAUAAAGAAGAAGCAGAGCGGAAAUUCAAACAAGUAGCUGAGGCAUAUGAGGUGUUAUCGGAUGCAAAAAAGCGGGACAUCUAUGACAAAUACGGCAAAGAAGGAUUAAAUGGUGGAGGAGGAGGUGGAAGUCAUUUCGACAGUCCGUUUGAGUUUGGCUUCACAUUCCGGAAUCCAGAUGAUGUCUUCAGGGAAUUUUUUGGUGGAAGGGACCCAUUUUCAUUUGACUUCUUUGAAGACCCAUUUGAUGACAUUUUUGGGAGCCGAAGGGCUUCCCGAGGAAAUAGAAGCCGAGGUGCAGGCUCGUUUUUCUCCGCCUUCAGUGGAUUUCCUGCUUUUGACACAGGAUUCAGUUCGUUCGGGUCACUAGGACACGGGGGUCUCACUUCAUUCUCUUCAGUAAUAGAAAGUUCUUAA
Molecule: messenger RNA, 486 nt
Organism: Chionomys nivalis (European snow vole)
Lineage: Eukaryota; Metazoa; Chordata; Mammalia; Rodentia; Cricetidae
Product: dnaJ homolog subfamily B member 6-like
Exons: 1
Cellular component (GO): cytoplasm; nucleus
Molecular function (GO): protein-folding chaperone binding; protein folding chaperone
Source: RefSeq, a predicted model, not a curated record